CCAGGUGAGCUCACCGGCGACUCACCUGGGCGGGCUGCUUCCGCACAGUGCCAGGACGCGGCCGCCGCUGGGGUACACGCACCGCCGCUCGACGCCGACUGCACGCGCGUUUUCCUUCCGCGGAGAGCUCCUUCCGGAGCGUCUUUACGUACUCGAGUGCGACGCCAUGCGCCGGCGAUGAAGGAGAAGGUGCGACACAGGCGCCAGGCGCUGUUCCAGAUCACCAAGGUGCUGUGGCACCUGGACAUCUUCCGACGCAGCUUCCGAGAGCUGUCCGGCCAUGCGUGCAUGGCGGAGUCGUGCAUCUUCUGCGCUCUCAAGGAACUCUUUGCACAACUGCAGUUCAGCCAAGAGAGCGCACUUCCUCCAGAUGCAUUGCGGCGAGCUUUGGCAGAAUCGUUCUUCGACCAGCAGCGCUUUCAGCUGGGGUUUAUGGAUGAUGCUGCUGAAUGUUUCGAAAAUAUCCUGCUGCGCAUUCACUUUCACAUUGCAAGUGGUGAAGCAGAGGAUAUGUGCAAUGCUCGCCACUGUAUACCUCACCAGAAAUUUGCCAUGACACUCGUGGAGCAGAGUGUUUGUGGGGCUUGUGGUGCAACAUCUGAGCCCCUUCCAUUCACACAGAUGGUGCAUUACGUCUCAGCAUCUGCACUCACUGCCCAGGCACGUCAGACGUCUGCAACAGCUCUGCAUCCUGAUCUCUUUGGCCAGCUACUCAGGAAGGCUGGUGGAAUGGGAGAUAUUCGAGACUGUCCGAGUGCUUGUGGUGCAAAGAUCCAGAUAUGCCGCACACUGAUGAAUCGUCCAGAGAUAGUAUCUGUGGGAAUUGUGUGGGAUUCUGAACGACCCACACUUGAGCAUAUAAUGGACGUAUUUGCUACUGUGGGAACAACACUCCGAUUGUCAGAUGUAUUCCACAGUGUAGUGGAUCAUCGGUGGGCAGCAUCUACAGUGCACUGCCUUGUCGGCGUAGUUACUUACUACGGCAAGCACUAUUCCACAUUUUUCUUUCACACAAAGUUACGUGUUUGGAUCUACUUCGACGAUGCCACUGUUAGAGAAAUUGGCCCACGAUGGGAGCAAGUUGUGGAAAGGUGCCGCCGAGGGCGUUACCAGCCCCUGCUGUUGCUGUAUGCGGUUCAGAGUGGAACUCCGGUCCUGACGGACAGUGCUCCCAAAACAGUGACUCCUGUCCCAGUGGCCACAUCAAAAUGUGGGGCAGCAGUUGUUUCUUCACAUCCCCUACAGAGCCCUCUCCUCUCAUCUGCACCUAAUCAAAACCCAGUAAUGCGCAGGUCCAUUACGCCUAGUCCGGAAAAGACGUCGGCCUCAGUAAGUGGAACUACUGCCACACCUCGCAGAGCGAUAACACCUAGCCCGGAAGGGCCGCUGCACCAUUAUAACACACAGCAUCACAAUGGACAUCCGCAUGUUGUUAACAAACCCUACUGUGAGUAUCAGAACCUCAGUGACAUUCAGGAUGCUAUUUUCGGUGCUGAAAAACACCAAGAGGCAGACGAAGUAGACUGCGUUGCAAACAGAAUGGAACCCAGCUACAUAAGUCGCAAGGCGGUAGAAAAUGUGUUGACUUUUCAACAGCAGAAGAAACAACAGAUGGUUCUGCAAAGAUGCAACAGUGGUGGCAGCUACAAUGGAACACCUGUUGCAAGCCCAGAUGGAAUAAACAUUCCAGAGCAUCUGAAUGUCCCAAGGAGGAGAGACUCCGGCAACUGGAGCGGUGACAGGAACAGUGCUUCAUCGUCAUCCUCCACGUCAAUGGAGAAUCCAUACCUCUAUAUUGUUGGCAAGAUGCAACCGAGAGUGCAGGGAGGAGUACCACGAAGCCCAACUGGCAUUAAACCUGGAGAACUGUCAAGUUCAAGCAGUGGGCCAUAUGAUGCUGGAUAUGAUUCUUACUCACUGUCUUCCACCGACAGCUUACCUCUUCAGCAAGGGCUGAAAUACAAUCUGCAGUUGGCACAAAUACCAGAAGCAAACUGUGAACGACUCUGUGCUGAGGCAGAUCAACUUAUGGAACGCUCGAGAGCUGCUGAGGAAUCAGGUGACAUUCAGGCAGCACUGGGACUGUGCCAUGCAGCAACAGGGAGAGCACGUGCUGCCAUGGAUGCUCCCUAUAACAAUACUCAGACAAUGACCCUGGCUCGCAUGAAGCACAAUACGUGUGUAAUGCGACUCCGUUCGUUGCAUCGACGACUGUUAUUGCAGAGCCACCCUCCGCAGGAAGAUACCGCUGUCGAAGUGCGACACAACCGUGAAGGGAGCAGCUCCAGUACACGAGGGCCGGGGAAUAAAGCAAGCAGUGCUCAGCACACGAGGCAAAAUUCUCGUGACAAGACGUCAGCAGCACAGCAUUCUCGUCAGAACAGCAGGGAACUCUUGUCCAGCACAGCUGAGAAGAAUAUUGAAAUUUAUGCCACUCUUCCAAAGAAAAAGGCAGGAGGUACAUCACGUAGUGGUGGAAGUGGGAAAACACGAGACAGUACAAAUGUUGUGGAAGAUGAAGAAUAUAUGUUACAUAACAGAACAGGCAGAGAAAGAGGUAUAAUUAGAUCUGUUAAGAAGAAAGACGAUGAUAUGAAAACUCGUGAAAAAAGGGCCAGAAGUGAAGAAAGGAACAAAAAUGGCAAGGAUUAUUCCUUAGCGAGUAACUCCUUAAUAACGAGUUCAACAAAGGAAACCACCAACAAGAAGGACAAAGCAAAGAACAGUGAUGAAAACAGUAAGAAAAAUCCUACACCUGAAGCAAAACAAGGGAAAAAACAACAUAAAAUUCGCCGUAAAUUACUAAUGGGUGGUCUCAUACUGCGUCGUAAAAAUCGAUCGAUGCCAGAUUUGAGAGAAGGCCAGGAAGGUGCAGAAAAUGACUCAAGGGGUGGUGUGGCCACAGAACAGAAAGGCAUUCUAAGUAAUGUUAAAGCUUCUCAAGAUGACAGCAGUGUGGGUCUCAAAGGAUCAGAAAAAUCAAGUACACUGUGUGGCUAUUUGUCUGAAGGACAUUUGGAAUACACAGGUGGUGGCAAUCCGAACCUAGAACGAAGCCGUCUUAUGAGGAAGAGCUUUCAUGGCAGUGCAGGCAAAGUACUUCAUGCUGCGAAAGUUCCUCCACCCCCACCACUUCGAACGACUUCCCAGCUGACUGCCAAGAUUGCACCUGAAUUAUGUCAGCCAGGUGCUUUUGAAAGGCAACACUAUCCAGUACCCCAUGAAGCAAGUUUACAGUCAAAUGGGAAGAAUUCAAAUAAUCUUCCACAAGCAUAUUGUCAAAUGCCUCUUACGGGACAGGAUGGUGUGAAAAUGAAUCCGCAAAAUAAUCGAAGUCCUUACAGUUAUAAUUUUGAUCCACAAUCUUUAUCUUAUAUUCAGGCAUUUAAUGCUAAUGCAACUAAUGCUGUAGAAGAUCAGCUACCUCAAAUGAUCAACAACGAGGCUGUAACAUAUGCAAAUGGAGGUGCUCUUUAUGGUAUGGCUCAGUUUUCAAACAAUAACAAGGUGGUGACCCAAGCAGAAGUACAUAAUGAACAGAAUAGUAUGUCUCCAACAAAUGAAAAUGUUGCUUCAUUCAAUCAGGCUCAACAGAAUUCCUCUUCAAAGAACAAUGGAGAAAGCUCUAUUCUUGCUGAAGAUGGAAGCACAGGUCAGAACUUGCCACUUCCACCAUACCCAAGUCCUGUAAGCUCUGUUGCUCACUCCAGGCAAGCCAGUGAAGAUUUCCCACCUCCACCCCCACCUUUAGAAAUUGAAUUAACAACUGAAGCAAUAAACAAACUUUCAGUCUCUGCUGAGGAAGUGAGUGGCUCUCCUAAACAGCAAAAUCAGAUGACGCAGCCACAGCACACUCAACAAUCUUAUCAUCAGGUUCAAAUACAAAACCAUAUUCAACUUCAGAAUCAGCAGCAACAGUAUUCAGUUAUGCAGCAACAGCAGAAUCAGCAACUCCACCAACACUUGCAGCAUUUGCAUAUGCAACAAACACAACAGUUGCAUUCUACUCCACAGUUCCAACAACAGCAGAAGCACCAUAUUCAUCAGCAGCAGCAGCUCCAGCACCAGCAGCAGCAGCAGUUACAGCAACAGCAACUUCUGCAACAGCAACAACAGCAGCAGCAGCAGUUACAGCAUCAGCAGCAAUUACAGCACCACCAACAGCAGCAGCUCCAACAACAGCAACUCCAGAACCUCCAUCAUCAACAGCAAUUACAACAUCCACAGAUUCAACAUCAUCACCAGCAGCAGCAAUAUCAGCAUCACCUCCAAUAUCAACAACAACAAAUGCAGUAUCAACAGCAGCAGCAGCAGCAGCAACAACAACAACAACAACAACUGCAGUACCAGCAGCACCAGCAACAGCAGAUUCAGUAUCAGCAAAAGCAGCAUCAUAUUCAGUAUCAGCAACAGCAACAACUCCUGCAGCAUCAACAACUACAAGGUCAGCAGCCUCAACAUCCAACAUAUCAACAGCAACUUCAGCAGCAAAAGCAGCAGCUUCACUACCAACAACAGCAGUCUCAUGGUCAACAGCAGUCUCAUGGUCAACAGCAGCCUGAGUUACAAGAACACCAAGUUCAGCAACAAAAGCAAGAUACUCAGCAACAGGAACAGAGUCCAAGUAGUCUACUUAUUCAGCUUCAGCAAAAAAGGCAGGAGAUUCUAGCUAAAGAGGCUAGAGACACUGAGCCAGAAAGUUCUGCUCCUGCUAAGUCAGGUGAAGAGUGGCUGAGAGAAUUGCAAGCCAAACAAGCAGAAAGAAAGCUUAAGAAAUUAAAAAGUCAAACUGACAAUUCAGCAAGUAGAGUGGUGCAGGACAGCAGUAUAUCUAAUUCCACCGAUACGAGUGAUAAAAAAGUUUCGUCUGUAAAAGAUUUGGCUUCUAGAUUUGAGAGUAUUCGAACACAAACACCGUGCAAAAGUGUUUCAGAAAACAGAGUUACGGAAAGUACCAUUAAUACAGUAAAUCAAGAUGGAGACAGAGUACCUGCUGUGACACAUGAGCAUUUGUCUCCUGGUGUUCAGGUGUCAGCUAAUACUAACAGUGGUGUACAUCAGAAUACAUCUGUAGAUAAUACUAAUAGUUUUCUAUCGUCUUGUCCACCAAACUUACGAGAAAACAGAUCUGACAGUGCUUUUGACACAGGCAUCCUUUCGGUCAAAAAAAGGAACAGCAGUGUUCCUGGAGGACUGGAAAGUGUUUCUGCAUUAAAAACACAUGAAAAUUCUGCAGGAUUGGAUGUAAGUGUUUCAUUUGCGGAACUUAAAUCGGAAGGUCUUAACAGCAGUUUUGAUACGAAAGAAAGUAGAAGAAAAAGUGGAAAGAAAAAGAAUGUGACUUUCUGUGAUCAGGUUAUUUUGGUGGCAACUGCUGAAGAUGAAGAAGAGGACAGUUACAUUCCCAAUCCAAUAUUAGAGAGAGUUCUUCGCUCAGCUUUCCACAAACCUGAUGCACAUGUCGCACAACAUGAUGUACAGAUAGAAGUAAGAAGCCUUCAGGGGACGGACAGUCAGCAGGAAUGUAAUGUACAUAUGAAAGCAAUGGAAGUGACUUCGCAGCCAAGUAACAUGGCCCAAAUAAAUGCAUACACUGAUAACAGGAAUGCACAACCUUACGGUCAGCCAUGGAUGCAAGACCCAAAGCUAGCUGGUAGUCCAUCAUUUCAGGACACACAAAGGCUACCAGCACAGCCAACUGAAUAUUCUUCAGAUCAGAAUAGAGGUAAAUUACUGCAUCAUCAGUCUACAGACACCAUUAGAGGUCAUCCCUCACAGUUAGCAAAUCAUCAGUAUCCACCCCAAUACCCACAAACAUUUCAACAGCAAAGGACUGUUUCAUUAUCUCAACCUCAUACAAAAUAUCCCAUACCAGAAAUGAGUUCAAAUGCGUUGUACAAUGACAGUGCAAAUUUCAUGGAUCAUCAGUAUCAGAUGCAGGCAGGGCUACCCCAACAGGGAAAUGCAAUUGGUCACAAUGCAUUUCCAAAUAAGGACAAUGUCAGCAACAUUGCUAACAAACAACGGUAUUCUGGUGUCAGCAAUCCUGUGAUUCAAAAACAACCUUAUGACUCUGUGCAUCCCUCAUAUCAGCAGAUGUCAGCUUCUCAGCUGCCAGGAGGACACACAAAAACAUUGCAGUAUGUCACAAAAGCACAAGCUGCACCAGUGGAUCAGGCACGGACUUCUGUGGUCAGAGCCACACCCUGCAAUUUGUGUCGUAAAAAAGUUGUAGUUCCUCCAGCAAUUUAUUGUGCAGACUGUGAUUUCUAUAUGUCGAGGUUCCGUCCAAGAAGCUGAGUUUUCAUUUAAUGGUGGAAAUGUGUAAUAUAGUUAAUUAAUUCAGAGACUUAUUUCUGUUUUUAAAGGCAAACUAUAAAGCAGUGCUUUGUUAUUUCUGCAAACAGAAAGUAAAUGAACAGUAUUGAUAGUGUGUACAAAAUUCUUUAUGAACUCAUGUUGAUAAGUGUUAUAAAAAUGCUUGAUGCAUACUGGUGUGAAACUACUCAAUUUUAGACACUGACAAAUCAAAAAACUUUAUUUUUUGUUGUGAAAUUUGUUCUUAAUUUAUGUGUAAUAGUGAAAAACAAGUCUGAGUCUUCAUAUGUUAAAUAUCAAUUUCCAUAGUACACAGCUAAAUUUUAAGGUUAGUGUUGUUCUACACAGAACAGAACCAUUGUACCUGAAAUAAAUGUAGAAUCAAAUUAGAUUGUCACAUAGAGGUUCAAUUGGUGUAAUCAUAUAGGAAUUUUUAUGUGACAGUAAUUUUGAUCUCAUUAGUUCUAUAUAAUUUUGUAUUAUAUUUUUGUAAAUGUAAUUUUAAUAAGAAAAAAUAAAACUUUUAUUAUCUUUUUGUAAUUCUGUGGUUACUGUACAUGCAGUGCUCAGAACAAAAUAAGAGUACUGAAUAAAAUCCUGCAAUAAUUUACUAUUAUCAAACAUCUGCGUUAACCUAUACAAAGGGUUGCAGUCUCAAGAUGAAUCCAACAUGCAUGAGCUGCAGACCCAAACCAGUAUUUCAACCGUUUGAUAGUCAGAUAAUAAAUCACAGUGGCCAGUACAAUUCUAACAACAAAGAGAAAUUUAUUGCAAAAAACCAAUUUGUGUUCUACAGUGAGGUAAAAGCUUUUCCAUGUCAC
Messenger RNA from Schistocerca americana (American grasshopper), 7139 nucleotides. RefSeq lists its product as uncharacterized. The transcript has 8 exons. Gene Ontology annotation, biological process: protein deubiquitination. Lineage: Eukaryota; Metazoa; Arthropoda; Insecta; Orthoptera; Acrididae. The coding region runs from base 178 to 6300 and encodes 2040 amino acids. Gene Ontology annotation, molecular function: cysteine-type deubiquitinase activity. The record is from RefSeq and is a predicted model, not a curated record.